Molecule: messenger RNA, 4751 nt
Organism: Pterocles gutturalis (yellow-throated sandgrouse)
Lineage: Eukaryota; Metazoa; Chordata; Aves; Pterocliformes; Pteroclidae
Gene: TP53BP1
Product: tumor protein p53 binding protein 1
Exons: 20
Biological process (GO): DNA damage checkpoint signaling; positive regulation of transcription by RNA polymerase II
Cellular component (GO): nucleus
Molecular function (GO): histone binding
Source: RefSeq, a predicted model, not a curated record
AUAGGUCUCUGUGUGUGUGUGUGUAUAUGUAUUAAUUGUGGGUGUUUGGUGUCGGAUACAGGCAUGUCACAGCUGCGCUUUGGAGCUCUAGAGCUCUCACAGAGCCAGGACUUUGAGAGUGACUUCGUGCCCAGCGAAGGAGGUGCCGAGCAUCAGUUCCACCCUGGAGCUGCUGUCCCUUCUUCCAGAUGUGAGAAGAAUGACACUAAGGAUGAACUGUGUGGUGACAGCACAGAAACUGUCUCCAGCACAGAAGCACAUACUGCUUUGGAGGGCCAGCCAGAGAAAUCUGAAAGAACUCUGCAGGAAGCAGAAGAGCAUCCCAGGAAACAAAUGCCUGUCUGUGACCCCGCUAAAACGGAGAAAUCCCUGGAUUCUGGUCACGAGGAGUUGGAUAUCUUGUCAACUCAGGAAGAGAUGUUUCCUGAGAAUGACGUGACAGGGAGUGGCUGUCCAAUAACCAGGGCGGAAGAGGAAGGUUCUUUGCCGUGCACCCCUGCCCGCAGCCUGCAGCUCCUGCAGCUCUCUGGACAGAGAUCCCAUGUCCAGGAGAGUCGUUCCAUCGUCUCUUCAGCCACAGUUAAUCCUCCUCCUGUUGCCCUUGGAUCCUGUGCUCUUGUCCCCAGCAGUCCUACCGAACAGGAGCAAGCAAAAGAUGAACAGAUGGAUAUAUCUGUCCCUGCAGAAGGAAGAGAGCUGAUGCAGAAGCAGAGAGGAGAUAUGCUUGUGGAGGUGGCCACCCCGUGUAUCCCACCAGGACCUCUCAUCCUGCCGCAGGCCUCGACUCCAGUGUCCCAGAGUGCCCCAACCUUCUUUCCUGGAUCUUUACCGUCACAACCAGAGUUCUCUCAUGAUAUCUUUGUUCCAACUCCAAGCCCAGAGAAGCAGCAUGAAGCAGAAGGAAAAGCUGCUCCUUUAACCGACUCUGUGUUGCAGCCCUCUGAGUCCUGUAAGCUGCUGCUUUCUGCGAGUGAGUGUAGCCAGCCCACAGAUGCAGAGCUCAGCUCCGGCUCUCUGAACACAGGCCGAGACAGCGAAACCAAGCAAGUAGAGAUGGUUUCCGAAUGCAAGGCCUCAGACUUGGAACUCUGUUCUGCGGAGAACGACAACAUAAAACAGAGGCUGGAUGGAGGUGAUCAAGAACUGUCUGAAAACUGUGAAAAAACAGAAAAGGAGGAUUUACAGACUGCAGGAAAGCCUGUAACGCAGUUAGUCCGUGCAGAUGUGGCAGGAGAUGGGUCGUUAGCCCCUACGGCUCGUCGCAAGAUGGAGUGUAUUUCUGGCAGUCAGGCUGCUCCAGAUCAGUCUGGUCUGCCUGAGAUUGUGUCGUGCACUCAGAAGAGAGAAGUGCAGUCUGAGGAUUAUCCAUUGGAAGAGACUUCUGAGCCUGAGGCAGUUCCUGAGACUCAGUGUGAAGAACAAGAAGAAAAACUGCAAGUGAAAGAGAAAGAAAUAAAUGAAGAUGGGCCCCUUGUUGAUAUUACACUUUCUCAAAGGUUUAUUCCUGAAGGGGAAGUACAGUGUCAUGAAGACAUGGAAGUGGAAUUUGCUGAUGGUUCUUGUAAAAAUAGCAAAAGUUUGUCUGAUCAGGCCCAAGAAUUAGAAGAAAUUGGACCAGAAAGCCAGGGAAAAGAGACUUCAAAAGGCUGUACUUUUGGCACUUUAGAGGCAAAGAGCAUGGAUAAACGGGCCUCUAAGGCUGCUGUGGAAGACAUGUCAAAGCUGAAUAAAGUUUCAUCUAAGCCUUCUGUAGGGGAGUUACUGGAACAGCACAACAGCUUGCUUCCAAAGUUAAAGAGCGACGUUCCAUUGGAAGUGGGGUUGUGUGCCAAAAAACAUCCAGGUUGUUCAGAAUUAGGACAGACAAUGGUAACAGAGAGUCAGCCACCCCUUCAGGAGAGAGGGGCUGACGUGCUGGUGACUCAGCAGGAGAAUCAGGUGCCAAAGAAUACGGAGGAUGCUGUUGUGACAAGGAAUCUGGAGCAAGAGGAGCAGAUGCAGCCGCAGGAGAAGGCAGCUGCUAAAUCCCCCAGUCCUUCCAGCGGAACCCUGUUUCAUUUUACUUUGACGAAGGAGGGUGACACCGUUCAGCCCUUGACCAGCGUAACGCCACCUCUUAUGGGCCAGCUUAAAAUGGGACCCAGAAGGCACAGCACGCCCAUUGAGCCUACAGCCAGCGACAGGAAAGAUGGAUCCUCGGGGGCUGCUGCCAGCUCCCAGAAAGCAUCAUCUGUGUUUAGUCGUGUCUGUGAAGUUCGUCGAGAGGAUGAGGCCAGAGGUCAUGGUCUUUCCGCUUCUCCGUUUAGGGGGAAUCUGUUCAGUUUUCCUGGCACACAAGAAGAUGCUGAAUUACAUAAAAAUCCCAGUGGCUGGCAGUACCAGCAGCGCAAGGCAGAUGACAGUGGUAGACAGGUCCUGACUCCUCAGAGGAUGCAGCAGGACUGCCAUCAACAGCCUUCUGGCGCAGAGGAUGGGGAGCCUGCGGAGACUGGUGUUGUAACCACUCAGAUAGAAGAAGGGAGAAGAAUGCGGAAGAAACCAAGUGAGGCUGUGAAAGUUGAUGGAAGCCGAGAGAGGUGGGCAAACACCAGGAAUAAAGGGACUCAGACUACAGCAGACUGUCUUUUUACCUCAACAACUGUUACAAGAGAAACACAAACGUCAGAAGAAAUCUGUAGGCAGGUGGAAGUGGGAACCAGUAUGUCUGGGCAAAGACCUGGGCGACAAGAUGCGAAUGUCCAAACUGAGGAGAGUGGGGAAAAGCUUGUGAACGCCUCUGGAGAGGACACAGAUUCUCUGCACAGCCAGGGAGAAGAGGAGUUUAACCUUCUUCACGCACCCAAAGGCCGAGUUUUGCAUCGCCACAGGCGAACUGUUCGAGAAGUGCGCACUGUCACGCGUGUGAUAACAGAUGUUUACUACAUAAACGGUGUGGAGGUGGAACGGAAGGUGGUUGAGGAAACUGAGGAGCCUGUAGUGGAGUGCCAGGAGUGUGACACUGAUACAUCCUCCUCUAGAACCCCAGUGGGCUCGUCGCUGACCUCAGGACAGCUUGGUGACGUCAGCUCCUUCUCGUCUAAGGCCUCGAGCCUCCACCGUACAUCCAGUGGGGCGAGCAGCCACUCUGUCGCGCACAGCAGCAGCAGCAGCUCAGGUCAAGGAGCUGGAGCUGUGAAAGGGAAAGGAUGUGUGACAGAAGCUGCAGAGUUUGCUUUACCUGUUGGCAGAGGCGUCUUAGGAAAAUUAAGUCCCAGGAAAGGAGCUGGUCAGCCAGCGUCUCCGCUCAGAGUUAGCCAGACAGGAGCACUGCCUUGUGAGGAAGAGGAGGACUCCAUGUCUGGUACUCGUCACGGGGGCAGAGCACCUCUGACACCUCGUGGGCGAGGAAGAAGAGGCCGCCCACCAUCUCGGACAACAGGAACAAGAGAUUUAGCUGGACUGCCGGGUGUGGAGGAUCUCUCAACUACAGCAUCACCCGAGGAGAAGUCAUUUACUCGUUCAGUUCACCUGCCAGAUGGAGGGGAGAAGUCUGACGCUUCUGGCUUCUGUGCCUUACGUCGCAGUGACUCUCCAGAAAUCCCAUUGCACGUGGGGACUGGCCCUUCGGACUGCGCAGACUCAUCCUCUGGGAGCAGCUUUGUGGGCCUCAGGGUUGUAGCAAAGUGGUCCUCAAAUGGGUACUUCUAUUCUGGGAUGAUUACCCAAGAUGUUGGGGCAGGAAAGUACAAGCUGCUCUUUGAUGAUGGAUAUGAAUGUGAUGUGCUAGGAAGAGAUAUUUUACUCUGUGAUCCUAUCCCGCUGGAGACUGAGGUGACGGCGCUCUCGGAGGAUGAGUACUUCAGUGCAGGUGUGGUGAAGGGACACCGGAGGGAGUCCGGAGAGCUGUACUAUUGCAUUGAAAAGGAAGGCCAGAGGAAGUGGUACAAACGAAUGGCUGUCAUCCUGUCUCUGGAACAAGGAAAUAAGCUCCGGGAGCAGUUUGGGCUGGGUCCUUAUGAACCUGUCACCCCCCUGACCAAAGCAGCUGACAUCAGUCUCGAUAAUCUUGUGGAGGGGAAGCGGAAGCGACGUGGUAACAUUGGUUCUCCUAGCACUUCCAGCAGCAGCACAACUCCCACUCGUAAAGGGCAGGAGAGUCCACGCGUCCCACCGGGCACACUGUCUGGGAAAAGGAAACUCGUUGCUUCUGAAGAUGAGAGAUCCCCAGCUAAACGUGGCCGCAAGUCAGCAGUGAUAAAGCCUGGGUCUGUGAGAGCUGGAGAGUUUGUAAGCAGCUGUGAAGGUGCAGAUGCUGUAGACCCCCCACCACUGGAGGACCAUCAUGGACCCUUGCCCCACAAUAAGACCCUCUUCUUGGGCUACGCCUUUCUCCUCACCAUGGCAACACCCAGUGACAAGUUGGUCAAUCACCAGAAGCCAUCAGAUGGUCCUCCAGGGAGCAGUGAGGAGGAAGAAGAUUUUGCAGAGAUAACUCCAUAUGACAAACAUUACAUAGCACAGCAGCUGCGAGCAGGAGCUGGCUAUAUCCUGGAAGACUUCAAUGAAGCCCAGUGUAACGCUGCAUAUCAGUGUCUCCUAAUUGCGGAUCAGCAUUGUCGAACUCGGAAAUACUUGCUGUGCCUUGCCAGAGGGAUCCCUUGUGUGUCUCAUGUCUGGGUCCACGAUAGCUGUCAUGCUAACCAGCUUCAGAAUUAUCGGAAUUACCUUUUGCCAGCUGGUUAUAGCCUCCAGGAGCAAAAAUUGCUGGAAUG